GUUACGAUUUAACCAGGCAAUGUAAUAGAACGAUCAUUUGCUGACAAAAUGAUUGCAAAAGUGGUCAUUGCUCUAUCGUUGCUUCUGCAUACUGUCUAUUCGAGUUCGAGAUCUUUUUCUGUGGAUUGGGAGCAUAAAACGUUUCUCAAAGAUGGCCAACCUUUUCGUUACGUUUCCGGGAGUUUCCACUUCACAAGAGUUCCCAACCAAUACUGGGAGGACCGCUUGAUGAAGAUGAAAGCCGGAGGUUUGAAUGCUGUUGAGACGUACUUUCUCUGGAACUUUCACUCACAAAUUGAAGGUCAAUAUGAUUUCGAAGGAGAUCGCGACGUUGAGAAGUUCCUAAGACUUGCCAAUGAUACGGGACUUCUGGUGAUUGCAAGAGGGUUCCCUUUUGCAUGUGCCGAGUGGGAGUUUGGAGGGUUCCCGUGGUACCUGAAACGAACAGACGACUUCACGUUACGAUCUUCGGAUCCGAAAUUUCUCGCCUAUGUCGACGACUGGUUGAGUCAAAUUUUGCCAAAACUGGAACCUUUUCUGUACAAAAACGGCGGUCCUGUCAUAACAGUUCAAUAUGAAAACGAGUACGGAACUUACUUUCCCGGCUGUGAUCAAGUCUAUUUGCAACAUCUAGUUGACAAAAUAAAAGAGUACCUAGGAUCCGACGUGGUUUUGUUCACGACAGACCGAGCUUACACAAGACGAGCUUUGAAAUGCGGCUCAGUGAAAAGCGAGUUGGCGACUGUUGACUUUAAAGUGACGAGUUACCCGCAGUUUUAUUUCGACGUUCUCCGAAGAUAUCAACCAAAUGCUCCUUUAGUCAAUUCUGAGUUCUAUACAGGUUGGUUAAACCAUUGGGGAAAGCCCUUCCAACUUGUCUCGGCAGCCGAUUUGUCCGAGUCACUCGACAAAGUUCUUUCGCUAAAUGCAUCUGUCAAUUUUUAUAUGUACACCGGCGGAACCAACUUCGCCUAUUGGGCUGGCGCGAACUUCGGGCGUCCGUCGAACACAUACGACUUGACAACUUACGAUUAUGAUGCCCCGAUUAGUGAAUCAGGAGACACGACUUGGAAGUAUUACGUAAUACGUGACACAAUUGCGAAAUAUUUUCAAACUCUAACUGAAAAUCCUCCUCCGAACUCUACGAAAACAUCGCUAGCUGAUGUUAAACUAACACUGAAAGGAUCGCUUGUUGAUUUUUUGGACAUUGUCACUAAAAACAACACUUUUAUCGAAUCCAAGUACCCAAAAAAUAUGGAAGACCUGGGAUUUGAUUACGGCUUUGUCAUGUACCGGGUUCAAUUGAGUGGAAUUUAUCAAGGAAGGUUGGACUUGUCCUUCGCAAUCAACGGUUUGGGUGAUCGAGCUUCGAUUCUGGUGACCAAAUCCAAAAACGACUCGACAGGCGCUGUGUUUCUGGGAACUGUUGACAACAAUCACUACCUUCAUCCGAAGUUGGCAGUCGAUGGAGUUAGUUUGGAAAGUGGGGAUUUUCUGGCGAUUGUAGUCGAGAACAGGGGAAGGGUUAAUUGGGGUCCACACAUGAAUGACCAGCACAAGGGCAUCAGAGGAAAUGUUACACUGAAUGGCGAAAUGCUUCAAAACUGGGAAACAGCUCACUUGAUGUUAGAAAAUUUUGGGAGCAACUUCAUAAACACUACUAAAGUAACCGAAAGUUCUGAUUUCCCACUACCAUUGGUGUAUCAAGCGGAAGUUGAUAUGGAUCUCUAUGACUCAUUUCUAAACACGACUUCAUUCGGCAGAGGUGUUGCACUCGUGAACGAAUUCAAUCUGGGACGCUAUUGGCCGACGAUGGGACCUCAGCAGACAUUGUUUUUCCCGAAGGCGGUUCGAAACUCGACUUUUAUAUUGACCCUGGUUGAGUUUGAAAUGAAAAGCAAAGACGGCAGAGUUGAUUUUUUGGACUACCCGAUUCUUGAUUCAAUUUAAAUAGCUGGAAAUUUAAUAUAUCUAUUAUCAAACUUGUGGAAGAAUUGUCAGGAAAUUGUAAGCAUUCG
Molecule: messenger RNA, 2018 nt
Organism: Symsagittifera roscoffensis
Lineage: Eukaryota; Metazoa; Xenacoelomorpha; Acoela; Convolutidae
Product: beta-galactosidase-like
Exons: 3
Coding region: 49-1950 (633 amino acids)
Biological process (GO): carbohydrate metabolic process
Cellular component (GO): vacuole
Molecular function (GO): beta-galactosidase activity
Source: RefSeq, a predicted model, not a curated record